ACGUGAGAGUGCGAAGGCGGUAAUUCCAAGCGUGCAUAAAAAUUCGAAAUUUAUAACAGUGAUAUAGUAUUUAAUAUUAGUUAUUUAAUUUAGCGUGGCACAGUUUCUUCGAAAUGAGUAACUUUCACUCUCCUAUGAAAUGUAUAUCUCCCAAUGCAAGAGUUUUAACGCCCAAGCCGCAAGUACAGCAGCUGCUAGAUUUAAGACAAACACAAAUUAAAGCUCGCAACAGUAUUACAUGGUUUUUCAUCAAUAGUACUUUACUUAGUAUUAUAAUCUUUGAUAUAAUAUACGGUGGACCUGCAUAUAAACCAGUUUCUUGGAUUGAGUGGUGUCUAGCGUCAAUAUUUGCGCUGAAUGCCUUGUACCACAUUAUACAAUAUAUAUAUGCUACUCUGAGCUUGAAACCGAUUACGCUCAAUGCUAAACAAAGGCCACUUUUAGGAAUUUCAGAAGACGAUCCUCUGUUCAAGGAUGAAGUGCCUCAAAAGCAAAAAACUCCAGAACCAAGCCCUUCCUUGAAUCUAUCUUGUAUGAAUUUUAGCAGACGUACAUCCCUUGGCUCACCGAUUUUGAGUGAAAUCAAGGAUUAUUCAUCAUCAACCUCGUUUCUUAAGUAUAGUAACCCUGCGUCUCCCAAAUCAACCAUAAGUUCUAAUGGAUCCUUCAGUAAAUCCAUGAACAUAUCCAUGAAUGGCAGCUUGACAAAUGAAGAUCUCAUUCAGGAUGAAUGCGAACUGGAGAAUUAUCUCAAAGAAAUUGCACAACAGAGGAAAUGUGUACUAUCCACGAAUGUUGAUCAACCUUCCAAUCUCUUGAGUUCUUUUUGGUCUCAUCCUGCCACUCGAGCUCCAGGCGAAGUAUCACCAUUGUUAAGAAGAUGCACUUAUCAACUUGCACCUACUAUAGAUAAAACGAAAGCGACUAGCCCUGGUGCUGAAGAAGGAAGUUCUCCUAGAGGUACAUUCGGUGCACUAAAUGUGUGGAGAAAGUACAGGAUUGAUUCAAACAAAGUCAAUGAGUGGACUGCCAAUCUUCGGAUGUGGAUCAGUAAGACAGUUGUAGAACGGGUGGCUUUGGAAAUAGACAAUAUAUGCGCGGCAUUGGUACGUCAUGGUUUGAGCGACUCGCAACCGGGCCAUGUAGGAUUGGACAGACUCCGGAAACUGGCACAAGCACCAUUUCUAGUCUCUGCGAUUCCUACUCUGCCUACAUUGGUUCCAUUUCUGGAACUCUCUAAUAAUCAGGAAUAUCUCGUAAAAAGAAUAAAGAUACUUGCGAAGGGGGGGUCUAUGAGCGAAUUUAAAUGGAACAGUGGUGGUUCUCACAACGGUAAGGAGUGGGACUCCAGCUUGCCAACUGACUCCGCGAUAAUAAUGCAUUUAAUUUCGACCUAUAUGGACACGCAAUUGGAAGCACCUUUGGAUCAACCAGACGCCAGACCGUUUACAUCGAGAUACAUGGCGAGAUCUGGCAUGGAACUGCCGCGUAACAAAGGUCCGAUAAUAGUCUGCGAUUACGAAGAAGUACAAAGGGGGCGCAAUAAUUUGUUCCAUACGCUUCUACUUUUCUUAUACAUAGUCAAGACGCGAGAUCACGGUAUGUUAGGACGAGUUAACGCAGGAUCGUCUGGAAUCAAUAUCCUGUGGGUGAUAGACGCCUGAAAUCGAGUAAUUUGCUGUUGAAUAAAAUCGAAAGAAUAAGAAAAGGUAGCCUGAUCAGUAAAAUGGACAUCUGCGUAUUAAAUUAACACUUAUAAGACUUGUGUGAUAUGUCGAUUGACUUUUACAUGGUUUGUAUAUAUAUCAAUCCAGUUUAACAAUCGCAAUUGAAUAAAGUGAAAUGUUUAUACGUUUAUAAGAAACAACGGUUGCCAUGAAUUUUUUUAUUCGCAUACUUAUGGCUAUGUACAAAAACAUCAAGGAUUAUGAUCCAUGAUUGUUACAAGUUUUCCAUUUGUAAUUCUUAAGAAACGCAUAUCAUCGCACAUAACUUGUGUAUCUAUAUAAAAGGUCUACUCUUCCUGCCAAAAUAUCUUAUCAAAAUUAACAAUCUUGCUAAGAAUUGAACGUUAUCAAUAUUAGUUUAAUGGAAAAUAUGUCUUUUUUUAUAUCUUAAAAUAAGAAAUGUUUAUCUCUCUGUGUUAAACUAUAAACCACUUCAGGUGCAUAGAUAUGCCGUAAUUGAAGACAUUUUAAUAUUUUUAUCAAUUACAUUUAUAUUAUAAGAUUACUUAAUUCAUUGCCACUAUCAUUUUGUAUAAA
Linepithema humile (Argentine ant) is the source of this 2264-nucleotide messenger RNA. Lineage: Eukaryota; Metazoa; Arthropoda; Insecta; Hymenoptera; Formicidae. The record is from RefSeq and is a predicted model, not a curated record.